Molecule: messenger RNA, 3672 nt
Organism: Austrofundulus limnaeus
Lineage: Eukaryota; Metazoa; Chordata; Actinopteri; Cyprinodontiformes; Rivulidae
Product: ubiquitin carboxyl-terminal hydrolase 40
Source: RefSeq, a predicted model, not a curated record
CUCUGAACAAUCCACAGUACAAAGUUCCCUCUCAUCUCAUCCAGAUGGCUCAGGAUGAAAACAUCAAGCUGCAACAGAAGCGUGAGGAGUUUGAAGCCAGAAAUAACACGGUGGAGCUGUGUUUGCACCUGGCACCUUCCUACAGGCUGGAGAACGGAGCUCUGCAGCCCAUCAGCAAAGAACUAAGUGGGACCACUGCCCUGAGCUUCGACCAGAGGAAGACUGUAGGAGAUCUGCGCCUCGCUGUUUAUCAGAUGCAGGAGCUCUGGGAAAGAGACAUGGCUCUGACUGUGGCCAAGAGCCUGCCUGCAGGUCUACAUCUCUACAAUACUCUCACAGAUGACAGUGUGUCCCUGUACAGCGCAGGAAUCGUCACAAACACUGAUCUUUUUGUGUGGAAUGGUCGAGAGGUUUGUGGAGUGACCYUCCCAGUGGGAGCCGAGUGGGAACCAGUCUUGCUGACUGUUGUCCGUCCCUCUUUGGGCGAAGACGCCGAGGUGCAAAACGGGGUCGAGUGCGACAAAAGUGGCGAAGACUUCGAAAGUGGGGGACCAGGACUUAAAAGGGAAGCAAGGGGGUUUGCGGGCGGCGCGACCCUCGGGGAGGUGAGGGAGGCACUCGGGGAGCYUAAGGAGAGUCUGCUCUGCCAGGAGCAUAAAGAGGGAAAGGUGGGGGAACAGAGGGCAGGGGAGGGAGGGGGUGCAAGCGGGUGGAAAGUGUUCCCCCCCGACGACAUGCAUCGGACCCUGAAGGAGCUGUCGCUGAGCGAUGGAGACGCCCUGUUGGUGCUGCAGCCGGAGCUGUUUGACAGCAGCGUGUUCACCAGGAACGGAGACGUCGUCACCGUGACCACGCCGUCGGACUGCCGCUGGCUCCAGGUGGAGUUUCGACCGCAAUUAAAAGGAGGUGAAGAGGAAAAAGAGGAGGAGGAGAGGAAGAGAAUCAAGGUUCCAGCCACAGGAAGUAUGCUGCUGUGUGAAGUGAAACAGAGAGCCUUGGAGGAGCUGCAGCUGCAGGAGCAGCCUUCAGGUGCACAGUACUGUCUGAGACAGGUGGACUGCACAGGGAAACUCCUUCCUCCAGUGUGUGAGGAGCUGAGUGUUCGGGACGCAGGCGUGCGGCUCAUGACCACACUGACUCUCUGUCCUGGAAAUAGCCCCAGGGAAUCACAGCUGUUCUUGCACUUCACUGUGGGCUCUGCUCCCUCUGCUGGCAUGGAGAUGGACAUUAUUGUGGAGAAAACUUGCACUGUCAAAGAAUGUCUCAAAGCAAUGCUAGAAGCUGUUGGGCUUGAUGGUACCUGUUGGCACUUAAGGAAGCUGGAUUGGUGUGAGGAGGUUGGAGAACCACUUAUGGAUGAGGAUGUGUCUCUGUCUGAGCUGAAGAUUACCAGUGGAGAGACAUUAGUUGUUACAGAGGGACUUUUGCCUCCAAAGGGCUUUCUGAAGCUCUCUGUCUGGUCGUUUGUGGAUCCAAGACAUCUGGAAACAGAUUUUAAUCUGACAGAUGACCGUCCUGCAGGGGGCCCUACAGAUGAAACACACACUCAGUCACCUCCUCUCUGCGGUGGAAACACCACGAAGCUGAGAAACCUGGGCCAGGUCGAGAUAUCAGAUGAAGCCACUCUGGAGGAGCUCAAAACUCAGAUCUUGACGCUGCCGACACUUCAGGAUCUGUUUGUACCAGCCUGUGGGUUUCUUCGUGUGUGGCAGAUGGAGGGAUGGAGGCUGGCUCGUAUUCUCAGAGGACAGCGAACCGCACUCAGGAAGUUGAAGCUGACCAGUGGUGCCGACAUCUGUGUGCAGCAACUACUGAAGGAGGAAGAUCUUGGUCCUAAGCAAGUAGUGCUGAAUGUUAAGAUGGGUGUUCCAGGGGAGAGGUGUUUCUACCCUGUAGAGGAGCUGGUUUGGGAUGCGUCCCAUGAUUCCUCUCCUCGUUCACUGCGCACCUGUCUGGCUGCACACUAUGGCCUCUCACCUGAUUCUCUGCUGCUGGCCAAACACCAUCCAGAAAGACACACAUGGGAAGAAAUCUCCAACUGGACCCAGCAGGUUUCCAAAAAGAGGAAGAAGAAAAAGGCAGAAUCACUUUUAGGACCACCGUUCCACUUCAAAGAUGGUGAUGUGGUUGGCAUCAAGAAUCUCUUGAUUGACAACAACAGAGACUUUAUCACUGCGGAGGAUGAGCAGGGCCAGCAGAGGCUCAGGGAGCAGGCGGAGCAACGCAGGAAAGGAGAUCAGRCUUCAGCCUCUAAUGAAGCUGGAAGAACCAAACCCCGGAAGCCAGAGGCGCCGUUAUCAAUCAGUGUUGGAGUUUUCAGAUAGCACUCACAACCAGGACUUGUAAUGAGGCAGUGAGACGCCAUGUUGCUUUUACGACAAUCCGACUCCAUCAGUCUUGUGCAGUUUGAGUUUUGUAGAACAGCGCUAGUCUUUGUGAAGUGCCACAUAAAUCAUAUAUUUAUUUUUGCUUUUUAUCUUUGUGGUGCAUCAAAAGAAUGAUUUGAUUUUUUGUUUUUGUGCUGUGAUUUGGAUUUUCUUUUCUCAGCGUUACAGCUUUUAGACGAUCCGUCUGUUUUCUCAUCACUACAAACUGUUCCAAACUGACCAACCACACCUCUUUAACAAGAAAUCCUUUGAGGAAACCUUUUUUUUAUAUAUAGUUACAUGGAUCAAAAGGUAAUUAGAUGCAGUACAUUUACCAGGUAAUUUCUGUUAGUGUUUAUAAAAAGAUAUUUAUCUGAUUAUGAUUGUUAACUAGAGUUUCUAUUAACUAAAAGGUUAGAAAUGUACAUUGAUGAUUCUCACUUUUUCCUCUUCAAUAAAACCUUUCUUGUAUAAAAAGCCACUUAAAGAGAGAACUGCCUUCAGAAAAAGCCUCAUAAAGUACAGUUAGUAAUUCCUUUUUUCUAAUGAACCCAUCACUGUGUGAGCAGUAACUGGAUUUCUACACUUGUUUUCAGGGAGAUGAGAGAUAGGCCUUAAUGUGGAGGAGCUUUGUCGCUGCUCUGUUCCCUACCUCACUCUCAGACUCUCCCUCUCCUCCUCUUCUACCUCUUGUAACAAUCUUUUACUCUGAACGGUUUCUCUGCUCUGAUCAAAAUAAAUCCCAACAAUUUAACGUUUAAAGAAAUGUUUAAUUCUUCAGCUUUGUGCAUUUAACUAUGCUGGCUGUACUGUAUGGAGCUCAGAGUUUUUUUUAAUCUAAAAAGAUUUUUUGAUGAAUUUGUUUACUCCUGCUUAAGAAACUUUUUGUAACACUUGAUUAUUUGAAUGUGAGGAUCCAUGGGAUUUCAUAUUAUGAUUUCAGGAGAUGAUUUGAUGUUUUUACAUGCAUGCAUUACAUCUGAACUUCAGGGAAUUAAGAUUCUUUUAAUUUACGGUUUUUGGAUAAAAAAGUGAAUUUUUGAUGCUGCUUCUCAUCUGUCUGGCCUUGGUAAGUGUCAAGAAUUUGCUAAAAAACAUGUUUUGUAAUUUGUAUCCUGGGUGGAAUUACAUUUUGUGUUUUUAAGAUAACGUUCUAGUGUUACUGAUACAUUUUAUGUUGCAUUGAUAAGAACUGAUCUGCUGUAACGAUGCAGUGGAAAUCUGUUUGUAUCCAUGUCGAGCUGCGCUUGCAGAGCAUAUUUUAUGAACAAUAAAUAAACGGUGGUAUUUGUGUGCAAUCCUUUAA